AUAUCACCAGAGGUGGCAGUAGUCUCUGUGGUGUUGUUUACGUUCACAACUGAAGCAGAAGCCCGCCUAUUCGUAGAAGAAGAGGAAGCGGAAGUAUGCUGGAGGUUUAAAUCGGCCCGCCUGAGUGAGCGACAGAAGGGAUGCUGUAGCUCUUACGUGCGUGAGGAAUCUGAAGCUGAACUCUUGAAAUGGCUUUUAAAAUGGAAAGGACCCUACAGGAGAUCCCUUGCUUGAACGACCAUUUGGAGGGAUCCCUGCUAGCAUCACAAAGCGGUAGCACUAAGCGGCUGAAAAGGAGCGCAUGUCUCGAUGCCGAGAACACUCCACAGGAGCUCAUCCAGAACUGGUCGCCACCGCACAAACACCCACGAGUUGCCGCCGACAAGGGGAAAGAAAACGACGAGAACGUGUUUGUUUUGGCGAGGAGGCCACGGAAGAGGAGAGACUCGUUAGGUGCGUGCUGGAACCGACUGCCUGAUGAGCUGUUACUGCGUAUCCUGUCCUGCCUCUCCCUGAAGGACCUGCUCCGAACCUCCAGAGUCUGCAAGCGCUGGCACCAGCUCUCGUUUGAUGAAUCGCUGUGGCACAGUGUGGAUCUGGAGGCGAAAGUUCGACUGGGGAACGCGGUUGGCCAGGCACUGUCUGCCGGCGCUCAGAGACUCAGAUGCCCACACACCUCCAUUGGAGAGCCACAUUUCAGCCACAAAGAAACGCUGCGAGUUCAACACUUGGACCUUUCAGGCUGCAUAGUCCCCCCGGAGAUCAUCCAUGACAUCACGUCCCGCUGUACCAAACUACAGAACCUGAGUCUGGAAGGACUCACACUCUCAGAUGGCAUUAUACAGUCGUUAGCACAGAAUCCACAACUGGUACGCCUCAACUUGAGCGGAUGUUCAGGAUUCUCUCCGAACCCCCUGGCCGAGAUGCUCAAAUCCUGCACAAGGCUGAACGAGUUGAACAUUUCCUGGUGUGAUUUCACUCGUGACCAUGUGAGGGUAGUAGUGAACAACGUUACUCCCACAAUCACCCAGCUCAACCUCAGCGGCUACCGACAGAACACCUACUUCGACGACAUACGGUGCCUGGUGGUCCGGUGUCCCAACCUCGUCAGCCUGGACCUCAGUGACAGCGUGCUCCUGACGGUGGACACAUUCCCGUUGCUGCAGCAGUUAUCCUCUCUCAGAGCCCUGGGCCUCAGCCGCUGCUACCAGAUCCUCCCUGCCGCCCUCCUGUACUUUGAGCAGUUUUCUCGGCUGGAGACGCUGGAGGUGUUCGGCCUGUUGCCGGACCCCAACGACCUGUCAGGCCUAGUCAAGGAGCUGCCCCACCUGCGCAUCAACACUCAGCGUUUCACCACCAUCGCCAGGCCCUCCCCCUCGGCACGCAGCCACAACCCCCCAGCUAUGUGGGGACUCACCUGCCGCCUAGUCUACAGGCCUUAGGACCAUGCGGAGUGGUGGGGAGCAUCAGUAUGACAUCAUGAUGGAAUGGAGUUAUGACGUCUGUGGUGUUGGUGAAGAGGAGGGAGGCAGUGUUGCUCCUUUGAAUAUGGACCAAAUUGGAUUUUUGAAAUCCCACCAAGUUAAAAGGUUUGCAGCAGGAACUAAAAAGGAAUGUACUCCUUUUUGUUUUUUGUUUCCCCUUAUCAAUGGUACCAAAAUUCAGUAUUGAUCAGGCAAUAUUUUUACAGCAGCUUUUAAAGAGUUUUCUAACAUGUUUUUAUUCUGGUCAAACCAUGGUUGUUUUAAAAAAAAAAAAAAGAUAAAUGUUGGUUUUAAGAGUCAAAAUUUCCCAAAGUUGUUACUGUAAUGUUUUCACAACGGAAAAGCCACGGUCCUGUUAAACUUGAAAUUUGAAAAUUGUCUUGUUGUCUGACAAUCUAAGACUGUCUAAGACGGUGGAAAUGUUCUGCGGCUUGUUUUAGAAAAUCAAAACUGCCUUGAAUUUGUAGUAAUCUACUGAUGUGAAAGUGCUCGCUGCACGAAAAUAAAAACACUGAAGCAUUCUACACUAGGAAGUCACUCUAGAGUGAGGCCAUUGAGUUAAAUUUCCUCUUUUUGAACAGAAUGAAGGAAGCAAACUUUCUACUGCUCCUAUUUGCUUUGAACAGCCAAGUGUGCAUUUUGUACAGCAUGGCCUCAGCUGUCAAAUGUCAGUAUGUAAUAGAAUGUAAAUUUGGGCAUGCCUGAAUGAUCAGCUAUGCCCAUGUAGGUAGCUGAACAAUGCAUUGUCAAAAUUAUGUACUUGUGUACAUGAUGGUUAGAUAUGUUAAUUUUAUAAGAACGUUAUUGUAUUUUUGAUGGCUUCAUCAAUUUGUUCGUCCCAUUGUAAAUAAAUGUUUUCUACUUCUGUA
This is a messenger RNA of Engraulis encrasicolus (European anchovy), 2353 nucleotides long. RefSeq names its product S-phase kinase-associated protein 2, E3 ubiquitin protein ligase (gene skp2). Gene Ontology annotation, biological process: G2/M transition of mitotic cell cycle; regulation of cell cycle; SCF-dependent proteasomal ubiquitin-dependent protein catabolic process. Gene Ontology annotation, cellular component: SCF ubiquitin ligase complex; nucleus; cytosol. The transcript has 10 exons. Lineage: Eukaryota; Metazoa; Chordata; Actinopteri; Clupeiformes; Engraulidae. The coding region runs from base 189 to 1442 and encodes 417 amino acids. Gene Ontology annotation, molecular function: protein binding. The record is from RefSeq and is a predicted model, not a curated record.